Messenger RNA from Meloidogyne enterolobii, 433 nucleotides. Lineage: Eukaryota; Metazoa; Nematoda; Chromadorea; Rhabditida; Meloidogynidae. The record is from the annotation of a GenBank genome assembly.
UUUCAGAAUUAUGGAUAUACUAAUUACUACAAAAAAAUUAAAAAUAUUUAAUUUAAUUAUUUUUUUCUUUUUAAUUUUUAAUAUUUUAUUUUCUUCUGCAAAACCUUUAAUAAAUGAUGAAGAAGGAAUUAUUCCAACAUGGAAAAUGAGAAACGACAAAAAAGCAAUGAGGAAUAGUUUGGUUAGAUUUGGAAAAAGAUCAUCACAAUCAUCACUAAAAAGAAGAAAUGUUAUUCUCCCUCCUUCUUCCCAAUUUCUUUCUUCUCCUUAUUUUUAUUUACCUGAAAACAACGAAAUUUUAUUACCUUCUAAUUUUAUGGAAAAUUUAAUUUCGCCUGAAAUUUCUUCAAAAAUUUCAUUAAUUCCCAGUGAUUCUUUAAUUUUUGUUGACAAAACAGGAAAAGAAAUUCAACGAUGGAAAGAAAGAAAAUAA